Messenger RNA from Mytilus trossulus (common blue mussel), 1428 nucleotides. Its product is annotated as protein odr-4 homolog. The record is from RefSeq and is a predicted model, not a curated record. The coding region runs from base 39 to 1403 and encodes 454 amino acids. Gene Ontology annotation, cellular component: endomembrane system. NCBI's taxonomy places the organism in Eukaryota, Metazoa, Mollusca, Bivalvia, Mytilida, Mytilidae. Gene Ontology annotation, biological process: intracellular protein localization. The transcript has 12 exons.
UCCGGUUUCUAGAAAAAAGCAGACGCAUCGAGUUGAGGAUGGGAAAGACCAUUUUAGCGGACGAAUCAAUCCAGAGCUACAUAACAGAACUUCUCAGUAAAGGACAGUGGCAACUUGGACUUAUUAUAGGACAUUUUGCUCAGCAGAAAGAUUUUGCAGUACGUUUGAUUUGUUCACCAGAACCAGUAGAAGAUGAGGCCAGUGAAGAGGACGAAGAACCAAAAGAGAAAAAGAUUAAGACACCUCAAAAACCAGAAAAUAUGGCAGAUAGUGAUGAACGGUGGAUAGCUACACAUGCUCGCCAGGUUAACAGGAUGCUUCCAGGUGGUAUAGAUGUGUUGGGUAUAUUUGCAUUAGCUCCACCAAAUAUGAUGAUAUCAGCACAAACAAAAUUACGACAGAUUUUAUACCUGAUACAUAAAAGUUUAAGCAAAGGUCAGACACAACCAAACAGUACAUCAGAGAGGCAUUUACUGCAGAUAUGUUCUACCACCAGAAAAAUUACCUGUAGAUCAAUAGAUGUAGCAGACCAAAAGAGUGCAUUUAAACCAGCUGAUUGGAAACCACAGUCAGGAAGUGAAAAAUGGAUCAAAUUAAAGACAGAUAUAAAUUUGGAUCUCAAAAUAAAUGUUCCUGUAAAACAACAGAAUCAGAAUAUGCUUAAACAAAUACAGCAAGGACUUGUGCCAUAUUGUGAUAAUAUAUGCAAUGGAAUCAUAACAAUUAAUGGAGAAGUUCGAGAUGUGACAGAAGUUUUAGACCAGUCAGCGUCUGAAUCUAAAAGAAGUAAAGGAAGAGACAAAGGACAGACAUCACAACUUAUUCAUGACAUUGAUUUAUAUACACAACCAAUUUCAAAGGAGAAAAGGGAACCAGAAACCUAUGAUAGUGUUUGUAAACUGGUCAUACAAGGAGUGACUCAUGGUAGAGCAUUUGUGCAUAGUAAAGCUCUAGUAUCUGAAGCUAAACAAGCAAUUACCACAGACAUAAUCAGAAGUAUUCAUGCUAGAUGUGAGUUGUUGUGUGAAGAUAUAGAGGUGGUGGAAGAAGAAGGUAUCAAGAAGGAGUUAUAUGACACACCAAUCAGAGUAUUUGGUAAAUUACAUGGAUCAAGUCUUGACUUCUGUGAUUAUAAAUUCCAAGAUGAAAAAUUAGAAGAAGUAGCAGAUAGAAUAAAAGAACUUUUAGAUAUAACCAUAGACCCUGAUGAUCUGGAACUAGACUGUGAACAGGUUCCUUGUGAAGAGGAUUGGUCUAAAGAUAAAUCCCUAGAUCCAAUUGAUGACAGUAGUAAUGGGGCUUCUAAUACAUCUAGGUUUAAUAUGUUGACGGCGAUCGGAGGAGGUAUAGCUGUUGUGGCAGCUGGACUGUCCUAUAUGUUAUUUGGUGAUUCACAGACCUAAACUAUUAAAACAUAAUAUAUUUUUA